AGGAAGUACAGUAAUUGUAGACAUCGACUCUCCGAUAAAUAUACAGCAUCUUUUGUGUAGAAGCACUCGGUCUCAAUCGAAUCAUAAUACACUUCUGGAUACUGGAUCUGGAUACUUCAGACGUCCAAUUGGUUCUUAUUGAACAACCCACUCGUUCAUUGGAUAAUCAAAUUCUACAGCCCCGCCUCCAAAUAGAGGACAGUGGAACAGUCUAAAAGAAAGAUGGCGGCGCUGAGGCGUUUUCUUUGCUCUGGGAAGAAUGCCGUUUCAGCAGUCUUCAGGAGGGAGUUUCACAAGACGCCGGCUGCUGCUGUGCAGGUAACUGUGAGAGAUGCUCUCAACCAGGCGCUGGAUGAGGAGCUGGAGAGGGACGAGCGUGUGUUUCUGCUGGGUGAAGAAGUUGCGCAGUACGACGGUGCCUACAAGGUUAGCCGAGGUCUUUGGAAGAAGUAUGGAGAUAAACGUAUCAUUGACACACCCAUUUCAGAGAUGGGAUUUGCUGGCAUUGCUGUUGGUUCAGCCAUGGCUGGCCUCAGGCCCAUCUGUGAGUUCAUGACCUUCAAUUUCUCCAUGCAAGCCAUCGACCAGGUCAUCAACUCGGCAGCCAAGACGUGCUACAUGUCAGCCGGGCUGCAGUCUGUGCCCAUUGUGUUCCGAGGGCCAAACGGUGCAUCUGCAGGUGUAGCAGCACAGCACUCGCAAUGUUUUGCUGCCUGGUAUGCCCACUGUCCUGGGUUAAAGGUUGUGAGUCCCUGGAAUUCAGAAGAUGCCAAGGGGCUUCUAAAGUCAGCCAUUCGUGAUGAUAAUCCAGUGGUGUUGUUGGAAAAUGAGCUGUUGUACGGCGUGGCCUUUGAGAUGUCUGAGGAAGCACAGUCUAAGGAUUUCACCAUCCCCAUCGGAAAGGCAAAGAUCGAAAGAACAGGAAACCACAUCACUCUUGUCUCACAUUCCCGAAUGGUUGGCCACUGUAUGGAUGCUGCUGCUGUGCUGGCCAAAGAGGGGUUUGACUGUGAGGUCGUAAACCUGCGCUCCAUCCGGCCCCUUGAUGUAGAAACUAUUGAAACGAGUGUGAUGAAAACCAACCACCUGAUAACAGUUGAGGGAGGCUGGCCCCAGUAUGGGGUUGGGGCUGAGAUUUGUGCCAGAAUCAUGGAGGGUCCUGCGUUCAACUACCUGGAUGCCCCUGCCGUCCGAGUUACCGGCGUGGACAUCCCCAUGCCAUAUGCAAAGAUUUUGGAGGACAACAGCACGCCACAAAUCAAAGAUAUCAUCUUUGCAGUGAAAAAGACACUGAAUGUGUCGUAGGCAUCUAAACAGUUUUUACUCCCUCUUUCAGAAAACAUGCCCCUAAAAUCAACACGGUUUUCCCCCUCCAGCUACCAGAUAAUAAGCCAAGAAAAGGAUGUAUUCAGAGCAGUUAAAGGAAAGUUUAUAAUGGUUAUUCUGUUACAUGAUGGGUCUCAACAUUUACCCAGUGAAUGUCUUGUAUCCAAAAGAUGCCUUUUGUCAUAAAGGGAUAUUUAUUACGACUGGGUGAAACCAGUUUUUGUGUAUUAUGCUCUUCUAGAUUCUAAGGAAAAAAAACACCAAACACAAUCACUAAUAAGGACAUGUUGCUCAAUUAUUAUUUUUUUUUGUGAUAAUGUGCCCUUUAUUGUUAGAACUGUAGAUCAAAAUAAUACAAAAUUAUCAUUCUUUAAACAGAAAUUUAAUUUCUUUCUCCUCAAGGAUAAUUCAUUACAAAAAACUUGAAAACAGCGAUUUUGACAACUGAAGUACAUCAAUAAAAAAAAUAUAUAUAUUAUGCAUAAACAUAGUUGGGUGAAAACGGUGGUAAAAUGGCAGAUUCUCUUGGAAAAAAUUCAUAGAACAAUAUUUGUUAAAUAAUAUUACCACACUAAUGCAAAGUAAAAAAGAUCAGAUUCGGCAGAAUAAAGUUCAGCUGAAAGAUCUUUUUCUUUUACACGUUAUCACAUGGUUGGAAGAAACGGUUACGUUCCAGCCCCAAAAUCCUCCUGGAAACAUUUUCUGUUGCUUUCUCAGAAUGACAAAUGCAUUUGUUUGCAUAAAUACCUGUAUAAAUAUCUUACAAUGCAUAACAAAUGACACAAAGUCCAUAGUAUCGGUUGCAGGAUGCUAAAUGGGAGCUGCUGUACUACUGCUAAUAAAUCAAUUAAACCGGUUGUCUUGCAUGUAACUGUUGUCUGUAAUAAUGUCUCAGUUCUGAAUAAACACUGCAGAUUUAA
This is a messenger RNA of Silurus meridionalis, 2246 nucleotides long. RefSeq names its product pyruvate dehydrogenase E1 subunit beta (gene pdhb). Gene Ontology annotation, biological process: pyruvate decarboxylation to acetyl-CoA. The record is from RefSeq and is a predicted model, not a curated record. Bases 223 to 1305 code for a protein of 360 amino acids. NCBI's taxonomy places the organism in Eukaryota, Metazoa, Chordata, Actinopteri, Siluriformes, Siluridae. Gene Ontology annotation, molecular function: pyruvate dehydrogenase (acetyl-transferring) activity. The transcript is spliced from 11 exons.